Cuscuta europaea is the source of this 828-nucleotide messenger RNA. NCBI's taxonomy places the organism in Eukaryota, Viridiplantae, Streptophyta, Magnoliopsida, Solanales, Convolvulaceae. The record is from the annotation of a GenBank genome assembly.
UUUUGAUACGGAGUAGUUUUUUGCGAAAUUCCGGAUCCCUAUCUGGCGAAUAAGGAAUCCUAUAUAUAUAAUCCGUCUACACGAAGGAUGGAAAAUACGAUCUCUCUGCAGUAGUUCGAUCAUCUCCAUCUGGUAUUAUGGACUCCCACCAUGAAGCUUAUGAUGAAGCAACAAGGGCUAGUGGUGAGCUUGUAGAGAAAAAUCCUUCAAGUGCAGUUAAAGCUCUUGUAAAUUCCCCUGUGAUCGCCAACAACUUUACUGCCCUUGUUGACAACGAAAUGAGUCCAGACUCGAUGAGAGUGGUUUACAACCUCACACAAGCUGACAAUGUCAAACUGCCGACUGAAUUCAUACGUUCGUGCAUCACUAAGAGUAUCUCAUGGUGUAAGAACAUCAAGGAUGACGAGUCUGGUCAGAAGAGACGGGCAAGGCUUGUCUGUGUCUUCAUUCAGAACUUGAUCGAGAAGGACAGUUCUAUUGUUGAUAGAGAACUCUUGAAUGAAGUCCGAUCAUUUUGUAUGCAGUUCUCAGGGACUAUCGAGGCUGAUACGCUCUUGCGGUUGCUUGGAACAUUGCGGAAUAAUAAUAAUAAUAAUCCUGCACGCAGAGACCAGCUUUGUGCUCAAUGACAAUUUACCAGAAUUGGUUACAUGUCAAGUAGCAUUGACCUUUAUUUCAUACUACCUCCGUCCCAAAAAGAGUCGCACAUUUGACUUUUCUUAGUCAAACAGUCUUGUUUUGAACGUACUCCCUCCAUUCCACAAUGAUGUUCCCAUGUUGACUACCAUAUAUUUAUGCAAGAUAAUAUAUUGUUUUGACUUUUUGAAC